Hibiscus syriacus is the source of this 1784-nucleotide messenger RNA. RefSeq lists its product as uncharacterized. Gene Ontology annotation, molecular function: acetylglucosaminyltransferase activity. The transcript has 3 exons. The record is from RefSeq and is a predicted model, not a curated record. NCBI's taxonomy places the organism in Eukaryota, Viridiplantae, Streptophyta, Magnoliopsida, Malvales, Malvaceae. The coding region runs from base 156 to 1667 and encodes 503 amino acids.
CUAAUAUUCCUCUGCACAUUGAUUUCCAUACGGAAAAUCCAUGUUCCCUUGAGUUAGAGAGAGUUAGAGCUUCGAAUCUAGAGUUCAGAUUUUCAUAGCCAUAAACACCCACAAAAUCCAAGUUCAGAUUUUUUAAAACCCUCCAAGGUUCAACCAUGAAAAACAAUCCAAAGGUUGAAGACAACUUUCCAUGGGAUCAAAGCUCGAGAAACCAUUUCACUGUUUCCUGGACUUUCCCCAAGCUUGUCCUUUCUUCCCUCCUUUUGAUUUCCGUUCUCUGCGUAUUCUACACAGUAAGUUUCUCGGAUGCUCCGAACAAAGAACCGAACAUCAUCAAAGCUGUUCAUGUUAAUGGCGGAGAGAAAUCCUUAUCCAUAGCUCCACCGCCCGUUUCAUCUCCCAAACCGAACUCCUCAGAGGAAACAACCCUUCACCAUAUAGUUUUCGGCAUUGCAGCCUCGGCUCGGUUAUGGGAUCAAAGGAAGAAUUACAUCAAACUGUGGUGGAAGCCUCAGCAAAUGCGUGGCGUCGUCUGGUUAGACAAGGGUGUUAAAAGCGGAACCGAUGACCACCUUUUACCGCCGAGAAUGGUCUCCGGCGAUACUUCCAGGUUCAAAUACAAUAAUCCGAAAGGCGACCGGUCUGCUAUAAGGAUAUCCCGUAUAGUAUCGGAGACACUACGGCUGGGCUUGGAAGACGUGAGAUGGUUUGUUAUGGGAGACGAUGACACGUUCUUUGUGCCCGAUAAUUUGGUUCGGGUUUUGUCUAAAUACGACCAUAAUCAGUUUUAUUACAUCGGGAGUUCGUCGGAGAGUCAUUUGCAGAACAUUAAUUUCUCCUACGGGAUGGCUUACGGCGGCGGAGGGUUCGCCAUCAGCUACCCCCUAGCUAAAGCACUAGAGAAGAUGCAAGAUCGGUGUAUACAGAGAUACCCGGGAUUAUACGGCUCCGAUGAUCGGAUUCACGCCUGCAUGGCGGAGCUCGGUGUGCCCCUCACCAAGGAACCGGGAUUUCACCAGUACGACGUGUUUGGUAACCUGUUGGGUCUGUUGGCUGCGCACCCCGUUGCUCCACUGGUCUCCAUUCACCACCUAGACAAGGUCGAACCCAUAUUCCCCGAUGUGAACCGGGUUCAAGCCCUGAAACGCCUGCACCUCCCAAUAAACCUGGACUCGGCUGCAUUGAUGCAGCAAUCGGUUUGCUACGACAAAACCAGGAGUUGGACCGCCUCCGUCUCAUGGGGCUACACGGUUCAAUUAUACAGAGGCAUAUUCUCAGUGAGAGAGAUGGAAAUGCCGGCCCGAACUUUCCUGAAUUGGCACAAGAGAGCCGAUUACACCGGCUUCUCUUUCAAUACCCGACCCGUUAACCGUCAUGCCUGCCAAAAACCGUUCGUGUAUUACUUGUCUAAAGCAUCAUGGGACAAGAAGACAAACCAGAGCACCUGCGAGCAUGUUCAGCACCGAGUUUCCAACCCUGACUGCAAGUGGAACAUGCCGGAUCCUUCACGGAUUGAUAGAGUCGUGGUUUACAAAAAACCCGACGCGAACUUAUGGGACAAGCCCCCACGAAGGAAUUGUUGCAGGGUGUUGCCAAUGAACAAGAAAAGCGCCAUGGUUAUUGACGUGGGAGUGUGUGGAGAUGAUGAAGUCAUUGAAUUGAGAUGAGACAUUUUCCAUUUUUCCAUCAAAACAAAUAACAAAAAUUGUAAUAGAAAACCUACGACACCAUUCACACCACAAUUGCAACCGAAAAUCUAUGACCCACGUUUUCCUCACAGAAUC